GUUGAGUUGCUGGGUUCUUUUGAUCACCAAUCAGAAAAUAUAGUUACUCCCGAGGAUCUGUGAGCCUUUUCAGGGUUUCCACCUCAACCACUUGGCCUUAAUCAGGUAGCGUGUUGGUUAACCGGUCAUUUUCUGCAAAGCAUUCAGCCAGGAGAUAUUCUUAAUCCUCCAGGAUAUUCAACUUGUUAUACCUUUACUCAAUCUUACACCACUGCGCUCAUACUUGGAAAGCGCCCAAUUUUGCAAACUCACCUUCUUAACACACCGUCAGACCAAUGUCAGACCCGAAAGUCUCAACCCCUCCUACUCCAGAGCCCAAGCAAAACCCGUCCGAAUCCUAUGAAGAUGAUACCAUCGAGGCUGGAGUAAUCCCACCACACACAAAUCAAAUCCCUCAAGAUCGAAAUGCUGCCGAGGCGAUCACCCCUGAAAAACUACCUGCAGAGGACCAUAAAUCAUUUUUAAAUGAAGCUCCAAACUCGCCAGAUCUCAAGAUCAAAAUCGAAUCCGAUGAAAAGGGAGGUGAACUUACAGAUCAACUCAAUGAUGGAUCCCAACGGAAUACAAUUUUAAGAGGAAAACGAUUAGCAUUGGCUUUUGUCGGAAUGCUAUUGUCUGUAUUUUUGAUAUCUUUGGACCAAACUAUUUUGAGUCCCGCUUUGCCGGUCAUUGCUUCUAGCUUUGAUGCUCUAGAUCAAAUCGGAUGGAUUGCUAGUGCAUAUCUUAUCACUCAAGUCUCAUUUCUCUUACUUUAUGCACAAUUAUUGGUGACCUAUAAUCGACGUUGGAUUUUUGUAGCAGCGAUCUUCAUUUUUGAACUAGGCUCACUAAUUUGCGCCGUAUCGCCCAAUCUGAUCAGCUUAAUUAUUGGUCGAGCUGUCUCUGGUUUGGGAGCAGCCGGAAUCUUGAUUUCAUGUCUAAGUAUCAUCGCAGACAUCACAGAGCUUCAAGAUAGGCCUAAGUUGCUUGGUAGCUUUGGUGCAGUAUUUGCUACUUCUUCUGUUGUUGGACCACUUCUGGGUGGGGCUCUCACUGACCGUUUGAGCUGGAGAUGGUGUUUUUGGAUCAAUCUACCUUGCGGAGCUAUCACUGUCCUUUCAAUAUUUCUUCUAAUACCCAAUACACCCUCUCCACCGUUAUCAGAAAAACUUCUUGAAUUGGUGGAUCACAGAUGGAAUUCAAUCACUUUCGGAAAAUGGGUUCCACCUCAUCAUAGUGUUCUUCAUAAACUUGGUAGUUUAGAUUUUGUCGGAGCAUUCUUAAUGGUUGGACUUAUUAUUCUCUUAGUUCUUCCAUUACAAUGGGGUGGCAAUAAAUACCCAUGGGAUAGUGGUGUGGUGAUUGGAACUCUCUGCGGUUUUGGUGUAAUGCUCACAGCUUUCUUGUUAUGGGAAUGGAAAGGAGUCGAUGCAAAGAAUGGGAGGGGACUUUUACCUUUCAGAUUAUUCAGAAGUAGAACUCAAGUUGGAGCUUGUUUACAAGCCUUUUUCAUCAAAUUAUCCAUGCUCAGUGUAGUUUAUUUUCUUCCGAUCUACUUUCAAGUCGUCCAACAUGCCUCAGCCACCAAAUCUGGUAUCGAUUUAAUUCCACUCAUGUUAUCAAUCGUCUUUUGUUCGGGUUUAGCAGGUUUUGCAAUCAGCCAUACUGGUUAUUACUGGCCUGCAUUGUCAGUUGGUUCAGUGAUUCUCACCAUUGGAACAGCACUUCUAUAUACCCUUGAUGAAUAUGCAAGCAAUGCAAAAGUCAUUGGAUUUCAAAUUCUCGUUGGUGGAGGACUUGGUUUUAUCCUUCAAAAUGUAACUGUCGCGAUCCAAGCAAAUGUAGAGGACAAAGACAUUCCACAAGCAACAAGUUUAUCUUCCUUCUCACAAUUGAUCGGUGGAGUCAUCGGUAUUGCAGUAGCGCAAACUAUCUUCAACAACGCUUUGAGUGUAAACCUGGAAAAAUAUGCACCUGACGCACCAGCGGCACUUAUCCGAUCCUCCUUAGAGGAGAUCGGACAACUUCGGGAUUCGUUAAAACCUGGUGUCAUUCAUGCCUAUACUGAAUCUCUAAAACAGGUUUAUAUCUUAGGUAUCGUCUGUGGCGUUGCUUGUUUCUUUGCGGCAUUUUUGGUUAAGAGUAAGAAUAUCAAGAAGAGAAAAAAUCAAACAUCGAAAGAGGCUGUUUGAUUUGAAUUUUUCGUCACCACUCAUGGCUCUGAUGCCGAAAUCUCAAACUGUUCUUAAAGAAUAAGCGAUUCCACCUUUUCGGUCACUUCUGCGCAAAUCAGGACUUAUGCAAGAAUUAUAAUGUAAUAAAAGGGUCACAUAAUUCACUGUAAAAGCCAUUUGUAUCAUUGAAUCUCCUGGUCAAUAAUUGACAAUCUUCAUCAUGCAGACUUUUUUCUCGUUCUUAUCAUUAUAUCUCGUUAUGGGUUUUUUCAUUGAGCUUGAGAAAUAUGUGAACUUCGAUAAUUUAUGUAGUGUAGUUGUAUCAAUCCCUCUCCAAGUUUUCUUGCACUUUGUGGGUGCUAUGCAGUGUUUCUACUUCGAUUUGUUUCUCUAUAAGGCAUCGUACUUUGGUCAAUUCAGUCUAUUUGUGUGUUGAUGAAGUAGAAUCUGCUCUUUCUUCUGUAAUUACGAUAACAAAGGAUUUGGAGUUGC
Melampsora larici-populina 98AG31 is the source of this 2645-nucleotide messenger RNA. RefSeq lists its product as uncharacterized. Gene Ontology annotation, molecular function: transmembrane transporter activity. Bases 276 to 2171 code for a protein of 631 amino acids. Lineage: Eukaryota; Fungi; Basidiomycota; Pucciniomycetes; Pucciniales; Melampsoraceae. The record is from RefSeq and is a predicted model, not a curated record. Gene Ontology annotation, biological process: transmembrane transport. The transcript is spliced from 15 exons.